Molecule: messenger RNA, 2583 nt
Organism: Arabidopsis arenosa
Lineage: Eukaryota; Viridiplantae; Streptophyta; Magnoliopsida; Brassicales; Brassicaceae
Source: the annotation of a GenBank genome assembly
UUGUACUGAUCUUUCCUUGUGUCGUAUCCUAAGCACAUAUACAUAGAACACCUCUGAUACUCACACCUGGUCAGAAGAAGAAAGGCAACUAUGGAAGCUAUGCUUGUGGACUGUGUGAACAACAGUCUUCGUCAUUUUGUCUACAAGAAUGCUAUUUUCAUGUGUGAGCGUCUCUGCGCUGAGUUUCCUUCUGAGGUUAAUUUGCAGCUAUUAGCUACCAGCUACCUGCAGAAUAAUCAAGCUUACAGUGCAUAUCAUCUGCUAAAGGGAACACAAAUGGCUCAGUCCCGGUACUUGUUCGCGUUAUCGUGCUUCCAGAUGGACCUUCUCAAUGAAGCUGAAUCUGCACUCUGCCCUGUUAAUGAAGCUGGUGCGGAGAUCCCAAAUGGUGCAGCAGGCCAUUACCUUCUUGGACUUAUUUACAAGUAUACUGAUAGAAGGAAGAAUGCUGCUCAACAAUUUAGACAGUCUUUGACAAUAGACCCUCUACUUUGGGCCGCAUAUGAGGAAUUAUGUAUAUUAGGUGCUGCUGAGGAAGCAACUGCAGUUUUUGGUGAAACAGCUGCUCUCUCCAUUCAAAAGCAGUACAUGCAACAACUGUCAACUUCCCUCGGCUUAAACACGUAUGAUGAGGAACGUAAUUCGACUUCUAUUAAAAACACGAGUUCUGAAGAUUAUAGUCCCAGGCAGUCUAAACACACACAAAGCCUUAAAGAUAUCUCUGGAAAUUUCCAUUCUCAUGGACUUAAUGGAGGUGUUUCGAACAUGUCAUUCUAUAAUACGCCUUCGCCAGUGGCUGCACAGCUAUCCGGCAUAGCUCCACCACCACUUUUCCGGAAUUUUCAGCCAGCUGUUGCAAACCCAAACUCCCUUAUUACUGACAGUUCUCCAAAGUCCACAGUUAACUCUACUCUUCAAGCACCCAGAAGAAAGUUUGUAGAUGAAGGAAAGUUACGUAAGAUAUCUGGAAGGCUAUUUUCUGAUUCUGGUCCACGACGGAGCUCAAGACUGUCUGCUGAUUCAGGGGUAAACACUAAUUCAAGUGUUGCAACAGUAAGCGGAAAUGUGAACAACUCUUCCAAGUAUUUGGGAGGUUCUAAAUUGAGUUCUUUGGCACUUCGUUCUGUAACACUUCGGAAGGGACACUCCUGGGCAAAUGAAAACAUGGAUGAAGGGGUCCGUGGGGAACCUUUUGAUGAUUCAAGGCCUAAUACCGCCUCAACGACUUCCAAUGAUGCUAAAUCCUGUGAUCAAGAAGAUGAAACAAUGUCGAUUGGUGGCACAGCGAUGAGUGCCCAAAGAAUCACAGUUGGUGUUUCGGAAAUUUUAAACCUCCUUAGGACACUCGGAGAAGGGUGUAGACUUUCGUACACGUACAGGUGUCAGGAGGCACUGGAUACAUAUAUGAAACUUCCACAUAAGCAUUAUAAUACAGGAUGGGUUCUUUCCCAGGUCGGGAAGGCAUAUUUUGAAUUAAUUGACUAUUUAGAAGCUGAAAAAGCAUUCCGUCUUGCCCGCCAAGCUUCUCCUUAUUGCUUAGAAGGAAUGGAUAUAUACUCUACGGUCCUCUACCAUUUGAAGGAAGAUAUGAAGCUGAGUUACUUGGCUCAGGAACUAAUAUCAACCGAUCGCUUAGCCCCUCAAUCUUGGUGUGCUAUGGGAAAUUGCUAUAGCUUGCAAAAGGACCAUGAGACCGCACUGAAGAAUUUCCUACGAGCUGUUCAACUGAAUCCAAGAUUUGCUUAUGCACAUACGUUAUGUGGCCACGAAUACACAACUCUUGAAGAUUUUGAGAACGGAAUGAAAAGUUACCAAAACGCACUUCGUGUAGAUACAAGACACUACAACGCAUGGUACGGGCUUGGAAUGAUAUAUCUACGCCAAGAAAAGUUAGAGUUCUCAGAGCAUCACUUCAGAAUGGCUUUCCUAAUAAACCCGAGUUCGUCUGUUAUAAUGUCUUAUUUAGGGACAUCUUUACACGCCUUAAAGAAAAGUGAGGAAGCACUAGAGAUAAUGGAGCAAGCUAUACUAGCAGACAGAAAAAACCCUCUUCCAAUGUACCAGAAAGCUAACAUACUCGUCUGCUUAGAAAGAUUAGAUGAAGCUCUAGAAGUUCUUGAGGAGCUCAAAGAGUAUGCGCCUUCAGAGAGCAGUGUUUACGCUUUAAUGGGGAGGAUCUAUAAGCGGAGAAACAUGCACGAUAAGGCCAUGCUUCAUUUCGGUCUAGCUUUGGAUAUGAAACCGCCUGCAACUGACGUUGCUGCAAUAAAGGCUGCAAUGGAGAAAUUGCAUGUUCCAGAUGAGAUCGACGAGAGCCCAUGAAACCAUUGAUGCUCCAAGAACCUUGGUAUGAAUUAAUAUGAAACCGUUGCUGCUCCACGAACCAUGGGUACGAAUUAAUUUGUGCAAAGCCUACCUCUUUUAGGGAACUAGUUGGGUCUUAAAUCUUACGAGAAUUUUGUAGCUUUGGUACCAAAACCGUAACACAGCCACAAGAGCUUACCACAUGACUUGAGUAUGUAUCAUGAGUUGAUCUGUAUGUUGUCCAUAACUACUUAUUCGCAAUAUAUAAAUUUUCCACAU